Pseudophryne corroboree (corroboree frog) is the source of this 2671-nucleotide messenger RNA. It is a transcript of the gene PPAT, whose product is annotated as phosphoribosyl pyrophosphate amidotransferase. The transcript is spliced from 11 exons. Bases 324 to 1856 code for a protein of 510 amino acids. Lineage: Eukaryota; Metazoa; Chordata; Amphibia; Anura; Myobatrachidae. Gene Ontology annotation, molecular function: amidophosphoribosyltransferase activity. Gene Ontology annotation, biological process: purine nucleobase biosynthetic process; purine nucleotide biosynthetic process. The record is from RefSeq and is a predicted model, not a curated record.
GCUGCUCUCCCCGCCGCCGGGUCACCACCAUAAACACAGAGGCGACAACAGCAGCACCAGGUCCUCCCCCCACCCUGCCUGCAGCCGCAGCUCCGCCUCCCGGCCUCUCCCCCGUAGAACUUUAUCCUCGUUACUCGCAGCCUCUGCAUCAUCCGCGCUCCAUUCAGUUCCAUCCCCGGGCCGGAGCACCGGCUCACCCCCUCAGCUUCAGGGUGGAGCUUGCCGCUGGCCGGAUAGCUAUCUACGCUGAGCCAGGCCUGGUGGUCCUCCCCUCGCCCAGGAAGUGCUUCUGCUGAGCCGCUUGAUCCCCACGUGUCUGCAGCAUGGAGCUGGAGGAGCUGGGCAUCCGGGAGGAGUGCGGGGUGUUCGGCUGCGUCGCCUCGGGGAGCUGGCCCACGCAGCUGGAUGUGCCCCAUGUCAUCACCCUGGGGCUGGUGGGCUUGCAGCACAGGGGACAGGAAAGUGCUGGCAUUGUGACUAGCGAUGGUGGUGAUGUGCCAACAUACAAAAUGCACAAGGGGAUGGGUCUUGUGAAUCAUGUGUUUUCUGAGGAGAGUAUGAAGAAGCUGAAUUGGAGCAACCUGGGCAUUGGCCACACAAGAUAUUCUACAUCAGGGAAUUCGGCACUAGAAAACUGCCAGCCAUUUGUGGUUGAAACUCUGCAUGGGAAGAUUGCUGUGGCACAUAACGGGGAGCUCAUAAAUGCUGCUCGGCUCAAACGAAAGUUGAUGCGUCAUGGUAUUGGUUUAUCCACGAGUUCUGAUAGUGAGCUGAUCACACAACUUCUAGCUUUCACUCCUCCUCUUGAGCAAGAUCACACUCCCGAUUGGAUAGCACGAAUUAAGAAUUUGAUGAAUGAGACUCCAACAUCAUACUCCCUGGUCAUCAUGCACAAUGAUGUCAUCUAUGCGGUGCGCGAUCCCUAUGGAAAUCGGCCUCUCUGCAUCGGGCGCCUUAUCCCUGUGAAUUGUGAAGAAAAAGAAAAGAAACGAUCGGAGACAGAGGGCUGGGUGGUCUCCUCGGAGUCUUGCAGUUAUUUGUCAAUUGGUGCAGAGUAUUACCGGGAAGUCCUGCCGGGAGAAAUAGUGAAGAUUGCUCGGGAUGGAGUGCAGACUCUAGACAUUGUACCCAGACCUAGAGAGAGAGACCCAUCUGCAUUCUGUAUUUUUGAAUAUGUAUAUUUUGCACGGCCAGACUCUCUAUUUGAAGGACAAAUGGUGUAUUCAGUCCGACGGAGGUGUGGUCAGCAGCUGGCUAUUGAAGCCCCAGUUGAGGCUGACCUGGUUAGCACUGUACCCGAAUCUGCCACGCCUGCAGCUCUUGGCUAUGCCGAGAAGUGUGGCAUUAAAUAUGUAGAAGUACUUUGCAAAAAUCGUUACGUAGGACGUACCUUUAUUCAGCCAAAUAUGAGGUUACGGCAGCUUGGCGUAGCGAAAAAAUUUGGAGUCCUCUCCGAUAACUUUGUGGGGAAAAGAGUCGUGUUAAUAGACGAUUCCAUUGUGAGGGGAAACACCAUCUCUCCCAUCAUUAAACUGCUGAGGGAUUCUGGCGCAAAAGAGGUUCACAUACGUGUGGCUUCCCCACCAAUAAAAUAUCCCUGUUACAUGGGGAUUAAUAUUCCUACAAAAGAAGAGCUGAUUGCAAACCGUCCAGAAUUCAGUGACCUGGCAGGUCACAUCGGUGCAGACAGUGUGGUCUACCUCUCCGUGGAAGGACUGACGUCUGCAGUUCGGGAGGGCAUUAAAUCCUUGAAAGAACAGCCAAAUGGGAUAAAUGGCAAAACGACGCACAGCUCUUCCCAUGGCCACUGUACCGCGUGCCUCACGGGAGAGUACCCAGUGGACCUGGAGUGGUGACUCCUACCUUUUUGUGUGAUACGGCUCCUGCUGCUCCAACAGGACUGUGGUGUUUUGUUUUGUUUUUAUUAUUUAUUGGUUUUAACUGAUGGACAGCUGCUACCAAAAGCAUUGCUUACUCAAACACCAAUCCGAGCUGAUACGUGAACAGAAAAUGGUUACCAAGAGAACAUUUGAGAUUAUGAUUUAUCUUUACUAGACUGUAAAAACAAAUCACUUGUACAGUAUGUUGUCUCCACAGCGUGUCUGUUCUACCAUUUUAGAUUAGUUUAGUUUGAAGUCAGAUCUGGUGACAAACCACUUCAUUCUUUUUUUUUUUUUUUUUUUGGUCUUUGGAUCUAUAUUUUUUUUUUUUUUUUUUAAUGUAGUGCAUUUAAUGUCUUAUAAUGGUUUUUAUUCUGUUGCCUGACAAGACUGUUUAAGUGCUCACAAUAGGUUUGUAAAUCAGAACUUUCUGGUAUGACAAGAAAACCGGUUCCCUUUAUAUUUUUGUAGUGCUCUCAUUUAUUCACACAACGAUGUCUUGAGCUUUUGCUCAUGUCUUGCUGCAGCUGCUCUUCUCAACGGAAGUGAGGUGAGGGUCCUGACAGAGCAUUUGUUUUGUAGGUUAGUUAUAUUAGUUUAUUAGAAAAACAAAGCUACUUGAUGAAGAUGUAUUGGUGGGUGACAUGGCAAAAUCAGGGUCUGACCGUUCCUUCAUUUUAUCGGGUGCAUUACCUGUAGGCAAGGCCCAUGGAGGGUGUGUUAUUGCUGCAAAUGAUUAUUCUGUAAAAUACAACUGUAAAAUAGAGCAUUUUAUAAACAUGUAAACACCA